AUGCCGACGCUCGACGUACCCGGCGCGACGCUCGAAUACACGACGACGGGCUCCGGCCCGCUGCACAUCAUCCUCGUCCCCGGCGCGCCGGGCAGCCAGAGCGUCUUCCGCUUCCUGGUGCCAUUCCUAUCGCGCAGCAUGACGGUGACGACGUACUCGCGGCGCGGGCUGUCGGGCAGCCUGCUGCGCGGCGCGCAGGACUACGCGCACCGCCUCGACACGGACGCGGACGACCUGGCCACCCUGCUGAAAGCCGUCGUCGUCCCGGGCGAUGGUGACACAACGGCGGCAGCGGCGGGUGCCUGCAUAUUCGGCACGAGCAGCGGCGCCAUCGUCUCGCUCCGCUUCCUCGAACGCCACCCGGACUACCCCAUCAGGAAAUGCGUCGCGCACGAGCCGCCGGCCAUCACGGUGCUGCCGCCAGAGGUCCUGGCGCAGCGGGAGCCGGAGCACCGCGCGCUGACGGGCCUGUAUCGCGACAAGGGCGCGCCGUACGCCGUCGAGACGUUCGCGUCGUUUUUUGCGGACGGGAAGGAUCGCGAGGCGCUGCCGGUGCUGCUGGAUCCGGCGGCGAGCGCGGACGCGAGGGCCGAUGUGAUGUAUUGGCUUGAAAGGGAGCCGCCGUACGUCUUCCAGAAGUGGGAUCUGGAGGCGCUGAAGAAGGCGGGAGAUAAGCUCGUGCUCUCGGUGGGCGAGAGUACGAAGGAUCAGCGGGCCGGAGAAGCCACGCUGGCUUUGAUGGAACGGCUGGGGAGAAGCGAAGAGACGCUGUUUGUCGCGCCGGGAGGACAUAUUCCAUACGUCACCGAACCUGAAGCAUUGGCUACCGCGCUUUCGAACCUCUUGAUCUGA
This is a messenger RNA of Lasiodiplodia theobromae, 852 nucleotides long. Its product is annotated as Alpha beta hydrolase fold protein. The coding region runs from base 1 to 852 and encodes 283 amino acids. The transcript has a single exon. Lineage: Eukaryota; Fungi; Ascomycota; Dothideomycetes; Botryosphaeriales; Botryosphaeriaceae. The record is from RefSeq and is a predicted model, not a curated record.